ACGACGUAGACAGAACCACGGAGCACUUCCUUAGUACUGCCCCAAGAACACCAAGGACACACCACAGUCCAGUGGCCCCUUACAGUUGGGUGCCCGUUGCCCUCUUUUAGCGUGUGCCCAACUAUUGUAGCUGUAUUGCACUGUGCCGGCAACUGGGCCAAGGCCGUUACAAAGGCAUGGAACGUCAAGGCGGAACUGCCUGUCACAAGUAGCAUCCUGUGACCGCAGGCCGCGCACUCGAGCAGCUGAGUAGCUUACAUGGACAGCAGAUGCUCCCUUCGCGGAUUCCGCGGUAUGUACAGCGGUCGGAGGUGUCCAUUUGUUCUCAGGAGUGAACGGUGGAAAUGCUUCCCUGGCGCUUAGCGUCUCCGGAAUUAAGCACGAUUGGUGUACACUACAAAACGUCAGAAGUUGUUGGCACGGAUUGGGGCCCUGCACUAUGCCUUAGCUUUCAUCGGGGGUACGCCUCGGGUUGCCUAAUUCAGUAGAAGCGGUUCUGGACCGUGCGUACUAUGUAUCUUGUUGUAUCACCUGUUGUUGCAUCAAGAGGUUCUUAAGGGGCAACUGCAGGGUGUUUUCGCUGGCACUGGGCGGUUGGGUCAGCCCUGGGUCGCAGGUCAGUUGGGCAUGCUGUUUGGCUUUGUGAUGCAGCCGUUUAUUCAUGCGUGCUAGACAGGUACUACAUAGUGCACUUAGGUCAUAUCCUCCAUGCUGCAAGCUCGGAUGCUGGCGGUUUGUAUUGGUGCACCAAACAUAUGGUUGCAUUGCUUUUUACCGGAACUUAACCUGUCUUUUUGCUUUUGUACAUAGUCUUUAUAAAAACAUAGUUUAUGUCGGCUUUUGCGUAGUUACUCGGGCCGUUCCUCAGGCGGUGAAACCUGCUAUUAUGAAAGUAAAAGCAACGUGACGCUUUUCAUUCGUUGUUUAUGUAGCUGUUUGUGUUUGAGCCAUGGAGGUCUCCGCAGCGCUUCCCGGUCCUGGUCAACCUGUUCCCGCGGUUGCUUCCCUAGCGUCCGCUCUGCGUAUCGGCGAGGAGGUCUUCCGUGAGGCCUUGCAAAAGGCUCCGACACUUCCAAAAUUAUCAGACAUUGGAAGGGCGCCAGCUACACUCGCGGACGCUAUUUUGGCCAGGGAUGCAAAAGAAGAGGAGCGCCGAAGGCGUGAAGCCGUCAGGAAGGAUGUCAAGAUAAAAAGCAAACAGGUUUCGCCCUUACCAGCUGUUGUAGAGCAGGCGGCGCCGGCGCCCACGCCAGGGUUGCAAAUCGGCAAUGUCAACGAGGCGUCCGCUUUUUGGAUGUUUGUGGAGGAUUACUUCCGCGACGUGACACAAGAGGACAUUAUGGCGCUCUUGCCAGUGGCGCUUGACCCAGAGGAGGAUGACUGCUUGACUGUGCCCUUCCUUGGCCGUGAUCCACGUGCUGUGGACCGGCCUGUCCCCACCAAGGGCAGGCCGGCCUUUAUGCGCGAGGAGGACGAUGCACAGGAGCAGCGUCGCGGAAGAGGUCGGGGUGGUGGCAAGGUGGACCUGCGCUUCAGCGACGCGGCAGCAGCACCUGGCAGCUUCAGCCAGCCUCUGCUGCCCCAAACCCCCCUCUCAAUGCAACCCACGCAAGAUGCCCUCGUGCAAGGGUGGCGCCCGGAUGGCAGGCCCGCGGCGAACAUGCUUGAAGCAUGCACGGACGACGAAGCCCGCGCGUUCUGCAAGCUCGCCCACAAGCUAGGUCUGCUUGACGAUGAGGGGACAGGGCUUCAAGGCAGCAGCGCUGCACCCCAGUUUGACUCCAUGGACCGCUCUCAGCUAGACCAGGUGCUACUGAAGGUCAGCCAACUGGGCGACCUUGGCGCAGGGGACGGCGGCCUGUUGCAGCCCGCAGGCGUCGGUCAGCUGCCAUGGUCAUCUGCGAACGGCCCUAGUGAUGCAGCCAGGGGGGCUUCUGCUGGUCCGGCAGCGGCUGGUGAUGAGGACGCAGUGUCUUCGAACCGGGGGGUGGGCCAUGAAGUCCCCCGUGCCGCAUGUGGCGACUUUAUGCACCCCUACCUGCGCAGCAUGUUGGAGCGGCCCUGCACGGCGUACGUCCUGCACCCCUCUGGCGGCACCAGCAGCCUCCUAGAUGGCGGCCAGGAGGAGGAGGACGCCGCGGGCGGGGGCUAUGGGGGCGGUGCGGCGGGCAGUGUCAGUGGCGGCAAGGCCAUGCGUGGAAGCCAGGCCGGCGCGGCGGGGGGAUACAUGACCAAGACGCCAGCGGGCGGCAAAGCAGCCUUGAAAAUGCAAGCCAGUGGGCUGCAGGACAUGGGGGCGACACCGCUGCAGGAGCCGAACAGCCUUGGGGGGACCGGCUUUAUGUCCAUGCAUGCCGACAUGAACGGCCCCCAUGGACCUGCUUUCGAGCUGCAGCAGCUCCCUCCGCUGCCUCCCUCAGCACAGCAGCAUAUGGAUGACCCUUCUGGUGCCGCUGCGGGCUCCAUGGCCCUGAUGUCGGCUGCCACGCCGUCCUUUAGCAUGCCCGGCUCGGCCCCUGACAGGGCCACCACUGGCGGCAGUGGCUCCCGCGGCGGCCGAGCGCGCACCGCCAUCAACUACAGCGCGCUUGCGGGCAAGAAGGACAAGGAGCGGGAGCGUGAGAUGCGGGAGCGCGAGAAGGAGGAGCGUGCCAAGUCGGGGGUGCCGAGGAUGAAGCGCAAGCCGGGCCCCAAGGCGGGCGCCAGUUGGGGCUCGGGGGGGCUGGCGGGGCUGCAGCGGCCGCCCACCAGCAACCCGCUGGCGCUGCUGAACAAGGUGCCGCUGCUGUUCAAGGAGGACCCGGGGGCGAAUGCGGUGGCGGCGGCGGUGCAUGCAGUGGUGACGGAAGGCGGUCCCGAGGGCACGCUGGAGGAGCAGUGGGCCCAGUUGGAUGCGGCUGCCGACGUGAUGUCCAUGGCGCCCGAUGACGAGGUGCUGGCGGAGCUGCUGGCGCUGCAGAGCGAGCUGGUGCAGCAGGUUGCCAUCAACCGCUCCCGUGUGUCCAAGGUGAUGGAUGCGGUGGUGUCAGACCUGCCGCUGCAGCGCGCCGCCAACCAGCAGCGUGCGGAGAUGGAGGAGCAGAUCCGGCUGUACCUGCAGCGCAAGGCGGAGCUCAAGCGCAACCAGAAACGUGAGAAGCGCGAGAUGGAGAAGCGCCAGGCGCUCGCCGCGCUCAACGAGCCCGCCAGUCCUCGUCCGGGGCCAGGCCGCCCCAAGAAGAUCACGAGCGUGCCGCUGGUCAGCAGCUUGGAGGGCGCGACGUCAGCUGGGGAGGGCAUGGAGGGUGCGGAAGGCGGGUGGCGGGGUGCUGCGGGCGCAGGGGCGGGUGGCGGCGGCGAGGCAGCUCCCAUGGAGCUGGUUCCCGCGGCGGAGGACUUUGAGCUGGUGGACCCGCUGGCACAGAGGACUCACGACGAGGAGGCGCUGUGCGCAAUUUGCGGCGACGGGCAGUCCGUGGAGCCCAACAUGAUUGUGUUUUGCGAGCGCUGCGACAUCGCGGUGCACCAGCAGUGCUACGGAGUGCACAGCAUCCCGGCAGAUGAGUGGCUGUGCUGGCCAUGUCGGCUGUACGAGGAGUCGCAGCGGGCUAACGGCGUGCCGCAGAGCGAGAUCCGGCCCAAGCGCUGGGAGAUGGACGCUCGCGGCAUCACCAAUGCGGAUCUGCCCGGCGGUUCCCCGGCGGCGGGGUGCUGCCUGUGUCCCGUUCGGCAGGGCGCCUUCAAGCGAACCACGGACGGCAAGGCGUGGUGCCACGUGGUGUGCGGGUUGUGGCACGAGGGCCCGGUGGUGUUGCCCGUGGACUCGCCGGACGCGGUGGACAACGUGGGCGCCAUCAAGGCGGAGCGCUGGCGCUCGCAGUGCGCGCUGUGCCAGAGGGUAGCCGGCGCGGUGGUCAAGUGUAACUUUGGUCACUGCCAGGCCACCUUCCACCCGUUGUGCGGCCGCCGCAACGGCAACUACCUGGUAGCUCGGCUGCAGCCCGGGUCGCGCACGCUGCGCUACCGGGCCUACUGCCACAACCACUCGGAGGGGCAGCGUGCCAAGGACAUGAACACCGGGGCGGCGGCCAGGGCUUACGAGGUGAUGGGCGCUGCCGCAGCCCCAGCUCCCAAGCCCAUGAAACGCGGAAACUCGGUGGGGUCGCUUGCCGGGCUGGAGGGCGAGGCGGUGGUGGUGGCGGCCGGUGCCGCCGCUGCGUUGCCCGCUGUGCCAAGUCAGCCCGAGGUGGCCUCUGCUGCUGAUACCGAGGCGGCAGCAGCGCCUCCCCCGCUGGUCCCUCCGGGGCCGUUGAUCGUCAAGAAGAGGUUUGGGCGGCCGCCCAAGCUGUUCAAGCUGCAACAACAGCAGCUGAUGCAGAUGCAGAUGGCGCAAGCAGCACAGGCCGCUGCUGCUGCUACUGCCGCUCCAGCAGAGCCACCCACAAGCCUACCAGCAGCCCCCUCUCCCCUGCCGGAGACCGCUCUGCCACCUCCAUCAGCGCCUGUCAUGCAGCCCCCCGCAGCUGCCCCUGCUGAAGCACCCCCAGCGCCCGCCGCAGCACCCGCAGCUGCCGAGCCCACCGGAGCCACAGCCCCGGCAGUGCUGCCACCGCUGGCCGCCGCUACCGCAACCACACCUGCUGCAGCGGGUGCCGCCGCCGCAGCAGCAGCAGCAGCCCCGGCCCCUCCUGGGAGACCUCCACUUCCCGCCUCGAGGCUCUCCCUAUCAGCCAUAGCCAAGCGCAAGGCCGCGGCUGCGGCUGCCGCCGGAGAGCCGGCAGCUCAGGCGCCAGCGGCUGCUGUUGCAGCUGCAACCGCAGGGGCAGCCACGCUUCCUCAGCAGCUGUCGGCUGGCGCCGCUGCUGAGGAGGCUGGAGCGGCUCCCAGCGGAGGCCGCGCCACUCCCUCUGCAAGCCAGCAGAAGCAGCAGCCGCAACCACCACCACUGCAGGCUACUGGCGAGGCGGGUGGUGCUGCGGAGCAGCAGCAGCAAGUGUCAAGUCAGGCUGGCGGUGAGGACGUGACUCCAGCCGCAGCGACGGCAGCGGUGCCACCAGCUGCAGCGGGCGAAUUAAAGCCAGUGGUGGCAACGGCUGCGACCAGCAUGACAAGCAGCGGCACAGUCGGCGGCGCAGCAGCCGCUGCUCCCUACACUGCUAAGAGCGCCGGUACCCGGGCAGCUGCUAGGGCUCGCCAGUCCUCCUCUGGGGCCACUGCCGCCCAAACCCCUGCCACGGCUGCUGCCGCUGCUGCCACAACCGCAACCUCUGGCCCCAAGCAGCAGCGCUUGAAGGCUAUGUCGGCAGCAGCAGCAGCAGUCCCGGUUGUGAAGGAGGAGGAGGCCGCGGCAGCGGAGGCUGACGCUGCCGCCGCUGGGCCGUCGACCUCGGCUGCGGCAGGGACAGGGGCCCAGGUUGCACCCGCCACCGCCGCCGCCACCGCUGGUGAUGGUGAAGGUACGGCAGGUGUGGCGCCGCCGCAGCCUCGCGGACCUGCCACGCUGGAGCGGCUGGCGGAGUUGGAGCACCAGCGGUCGGCGCUGGGGCGGUGGGGGCCCAGCAGCAUUCGUCAGGAGCUGGAGCUGCUGAGGACCAUGGCGGAUACGGUUCGCCGGCGGGAGCGCUGCAAGCGGUCGCUGUACCGGCUGCUGCGGGACGCCCUGGCGGAGCAAGACACACAGCCGGAGGCGGUGCUGUCAGUCCUGGAGAACUGGGAGUGGCCACAGGUGGACGAGGUGUCGGACCCCUUCUCCGCAGAGGACCGCACCCAGCCGCCGCUGGAGACCGUCCUAGACCGCUUCCUGGAAGCAGCAGGCAAGGCAGCGCAGGCCGGCACCAGCGCUGCCGCAGGCGACGACACGGCGGCCGCCGCUGGAGACGCUGAAGCUGACGCUGACGCCGCUGCUGAUGACGCGACAGCUGCGGUGUCCGGUGGCGGCGGCGCCGCUGUCAGCGCCGGCACCCGCCCUGCCGCUGGCGUGUCGGGGGUAAAGCGCCAGCGAGGAGCGGCAGCAGGGCAGCCGGCUGAGGCGGAUAGCGGUCCUGCUGCGGGCGGCGCUGGGGGUUCCUCGCCGGCAGCUGCUGGCGGGCCUGCGGGUAGCGGCGGCGGUGAGGGGGAGGAGCCGCCACCGACCAAACGGUUAAAGUUGAAACGCAACACGGCAGCUGCUGGUGCUACUGUUGCCGCUGCCGCUGCUGCCGGUGGUAGUGGCGGGGGUGCAGCAGGCGUUGGUGGUAGCUUUGCGGCCCCCAGUGCGGGGGGUGCAGGGGAGACGCCGCGCACCUGCUCCCGGAGCACGCGGCAGGUGGGCAGCAGGGCGGCGUCGGGGGGUGCGCCCUCCUCGGCCUCGCAACCGCCUGCUGGGGGUCAGCCGGCGGAGGCGAUGGCUGAGGUGGGCAGCGGCGAGCAGCAGCCGGCGGAGGCGGCGGCAGCUGGGACUGCCAAGAAGGCCAAGCUGGCGGCAGGACCGCCGAAGCCAGCAGCGCGCGCUGAUGACGCCGGAGAGACCAUAAAGGAAAUCAUGAGCGGCCGGGACUGGCGGAGACGCGUGGUGAAGGGGCCGGACGGCAGCUGGGUGCCGCGGCCUACGGGGAAGGGCAGCCGAGCGAAUGCAUCAAAGGGCACGGCAGGUGAUGCUGACGCCGGCGAGGAUGGUGCCGCUGCAGCUGCUGGCCGUGACGGCGCGGAGGAGGGCGCAGGAAUUGCCGCCGCUGCGGCGGGGUCUGCUGAUUGCGGGGAUGCAGGGGAGGAUGAGGUGUUUGUGGACGCGGAGGAAAGGUUCACAAAUGAGGGGCAGGGUGGAGACAAGGACGGGGAGGAUCAGGAGAUGGCGGACACGGCCGUGCAGGCAGGCGGGGCAAGUGGAGCUGCUGGGGCCGAGGGACGGCCCCGUCGCAGCCGUCGUAACACUCGUGUUGCGACUGUUAGUAGCAGCGGCAACGAUGUGCAUGCAGGAGCAGCAGCAGCAGCAGCAGCAGCUACUGGCAAAGGUGGGGGUGGUGUACGGAGCGGCGGCGGCGGCGCUGGCAACGCCGAAGGCAGCGGCGAGGGCGGGGAUGGUGGGGCAGCAGCAGCAGCCGGUCUGGGCGGGAGCUCAGCGGUGGCUAUGGAUGAGGGCGGCGGCGGCGGUGACGUGUCGCCGCAAGCCACCUCGCCGCGUGGGGCGAGUGCGGUUGCCGCGGGGGAGGAGGAUGGGGACACGGCCAUGGCUGACACGGAUGUGGCGGAGGGGGUUGUUGCAACGCCCGGCGGUGUGGGGGGCUCUCAGGAGGCGCCAGAUCAGCAACAGCAGCAACGGCCCGAUGCAUCUGAUGCACAGGAGGCUGAAAACGCGGCGGCAGGAGGGGAUGCGGCAGGGCCUGGUGCUGCUGAGGUUGCGGACGGGGCGACGGAGGGGACGCCUGUGCCUGCACGGCAGCAGCAGCGGGAGGGGCCGGGGAGCGCUGAGGGGGCUGAGGCAGGCGGCGAUGUGGGCGGCAGCGGCGACAAGACACAGCCCGGGUCGGACGGAGGCAGCUUCAACUCUGACGAUGCCCCCAUAGCGGUGCUGUCCCGCGCCGCGGAGCUGCCGCGCGAGCCGCGAGCCCUCAUGAGCCAGCGCACCGCAGAGGCCCUCAACGCCUUACUACCACCAGGCUACCGCUUUGAGAAGAAGCCGUAGCCUUUUUGGUUACAGCACCUUUUGUGCCGUUGGUUGGGUUGGGGCCAUUAGGUCGGGCCGCACUAGUAGCCACGGGUGGGCCCGUCCGCAAUUCCCCGCACCCUCCAUUUCGGCACCCCUCCGCCAAGACGGGUUGGGUAUACGGCGUAAGCGUGUGGAACGUGCUGCCGUACGUUUUGUUGUGGCCGUUAGGGUGAUACGCUUUAGAGCCAUGUUGGGGGAGCUCUGUCGUUUCCAUGUGGCUUCAAGCUGUGGGCUUGCAGGCCUGUCGAGACGGCUGUGCAUGUUUGUGUUUUGGGUGGUCGUGGUGUUGUGUUGUGUGGUUAGGGGCAGACGCGUUGGCUCGCCCUAAAGGACAAACGACGAGUGUGUUUCCUCGGGGGUCGUUGGGGAUUUGAUUUGGCGCAUACGUAAGAGUGACGCUUCGCCGCUCGAGCCGAAUCGUGCUUCAUGAUGAGGGGAAACGCUUGCAAGAGGGGUAUCAUCAUUUGUUUGUUCCGCGCCCCUUCUGGCGACACACACGACCAGAUGUGGCAGGACCCCCUAUCUGGCAUGUGGACGAGGAGCGGUGCUGGGUCUGCCGGGUUUUGCUGCGAGAGAUGGGGUUUUGUGGGAGGUGGGUGCCAGGGUUCAUGGUUUGAAUUAUGGUACGUGGCCAGCUGCCAUAUCUUUUGAAUUGUGUGGUACUGAAGACGUUUUCCAUCAUGACCUAGGUAUAGGAUAGAAGACACUGACACGUCGUGCCAUUGACCGACAGCUGACAGUGUGAGGGAAUGCUUUCUGGCAGGCCAAAAGCCGUCGCUCGAAGAGUGGGAGACGUGGGUUGUUCCUUGUGAGCCCAUUUAGGUUAGGUUGUAACGCGUG
This is a messenger RNA of Astrephomene gubernaculifera, 8503 nucleotides long. The record is from the annotation of a GenBank genome assembly. NCBI's taxonomy places the organism in Eukaryota, Viridiplantae, Chlorophyta, Chlorophyceae, Chlamydomonadales, Astrephomenaceae.